Molecule: messenger RNA, 369 nt
Organism: Striga asiatica
Lineage: Eukaryota; Viridiplantae; Streptophyta; Magnoliopsida; Lamiales; Orobanchaceae
Source: the annotation of a GenBank genome assembly
AUGGACUCAUUCUCGUCGCCUUCAAGUGGACCAUCUCCGAAUUUCUCCUCGGAUGAUUUUAAGGACCAGCUUAGAAUUCAGAUUGCUCAGGCUCACGCUGAAGAAUUUCUCGAGUCAUUCUGUUCGGAGUUACUUAUAGAUGAAUAUUUACUAACAGAUGUUGUGAUUGAUGUAAUUGACAUAAGUGCUGCGUGGGUUGUGAUUCGGAAUAUGUCUACCAAAACUGUGAGAGGAAAGUGCUUUGACAAAUGUAUAACUAAACCAGGAAGUAGCCUUAGUGGGAGUGAGAGCAGUUGUAUCUCGAGGUGCAUAGAGCGUUACAUGGAAGCUUCUGGAAUCAUUGCCAAAGCCCUCUUCAAGCAACAUUGA